UUCAUUCUUCUGUUCAUCUUUCGACCAACCCCCGUCUGUCUUACCCAGUUGGCAGUUCCCCUUUGCAUCUGCUGUUCCGACAAAACUUGCUCGAAUGUCGUCCGCCAAACAUCCCCAUGUCAUUACAUGCAAAGCUGCGGUGGCAUGGGGAGCUGGAGAGUCAUUGGUGAUGGAGCAGGUUGAAGUGAGUCCGCCCCAACCCAUGGAGAUUAGGAUUAAAGUUGUUUCCACCUCUCUCUGCCGCAGCGAUGUCACGGCUUGGCAAUCCCACGCUAUAUUUCCUCGAAUAUUCGGUCAUGAAGCGUCAGGGAUUGUUGAGAGUGUGGGGGAAGGAGUGACAGAAUUUGAAGAAGGGGACCAUGUGCUUACAGUAUUUAUUGGAGAAUGCAUGAAAUGCAGACACUGUACAUCAGGCAAAAGCAACAUCUGUGAAGUACUGGGGUUGGAAAGAAGAGGUGUAAUGCAUAGUGAUCAGAAGACACGCUUCUCGAUAAAUGGAAAGCCCAUUUAUCACUAUUGUGCAGUCUCAAGUUUCAGUGAAUAUACAGUGGUGCACUCUGGAUGUGCUGUCAAAGUGAGCUCACUUGCACCUCUGGAGAAAAUAUGCCUUCUGAGUUGUGGAGUAGCAGCAGGUUUGGGUGCAGCUUGGAAUGUUGCUGAUAUAUCUAAAGGAUCAACUGUGGCGAUUUUUGGACUUGGAACAGUAGGCCUUUCUGUUGCACAAGGAGCCAAACUUCGGGGGGCAUCUCGGAUUAUCGGUGUGGACACUAAUCCUGAGAAGGGUGAAAAAGCAAAAGCUUUCGGAGUAACAGAGUUUCUCAACCCAAAUGACUCUGAUGAACCUUUGCAACAGAUUAUUAAGCGUAUCACUGAUGGAGGGGCAGAUUACUCAUUUGAAUGUAUAGGUGAUACCGGAAUGAUGACUACUGCAUUGCAGUCAUGUUGCGAUGGAUGGGGUUUGACUGUUACUCUUGGUGUACCUAAAGAGAAGCCAGAGAUGAAAGCUCAUUAUGGACUAUUUAUUACUGGAAGAACAUUGAAAGGAUCUCUAUUUGGUGGAUGGAGACCUAAGUCUGAUCUUCCUUCAUUAGUGGACAUGUACACAAAGAAGGAAAUUGAGAUUGAUGAAUUCAUUACUCACAAUAUGCCAUUUGAAGAUAUCAACAAAGCUUUUGAUCUAAUGAAAGAAGGAAGGUGCCUGCGUUGUGUUAUCCACAUGCCAAAGUAGCUUUGGUUGUAUUGGAUUUGAUAUGCAGAAAUAUUGGUGUGGUGCAUGUGAGCAUCUGAUCGUGCUUCUCUGAUUGUUUUGAUGUAAUCAUGUAAAAGUGGUACUUGUGGAGGAUUAGAAGUUAAUACACAACUAUAUUCUUGUGUUAGAACUAGGUAGUCAGGUAAAUUUAAAAUUAUACUCGAUCUAUUUUCUUUUCUUU
Molecule: messenger RNA, 1430 nt
Organism: Corylus avellana
Lineage: Eukaryota; Viridiplantae; Streptophyta; Magnoliopsida; Fagales; Betulaceae
Source: RefSeq, a predicted model, not a curated record